AUGGGCACACCUACCAUUCAGGAGAUCAGUUACGCAUUUGUGCGUACAUAUUAUGAGAGGAUGAACAACAAUCCUUCCAAGAUGUCUAAUCUGUACUCGAACACCGCCGAGUUGACGCACAUAGGCUAUCAACAGAAGGUCGAUGAGAACUCCGAUGUUCUGGCCACAGUGAAGUUGACCGGUAAGGAGAAUAUCAGCAAGUUCUUUGUCAGAAAUGAGGCCAAGGUCAACGAUUUGAAAGUCAAGUUGGACAGUUGUGAUUUUCAGACCACGGGUGUCAAUCACAAGAGUAUAUUUAUUGUGGUCACUGGUGAACUGUUUUGGACUGGUACUCCCACUUAUAGAUUCUGUCAAAGUUUUAUUCUAACACCAACAUCGCCAAGCAGUGACUCAUAUGAUAUUACCAAUGAUAUCAUCAGAUUCUUGGGUGACAACUUCCAAUCCAUUAAGGCGGCCAGACAAAACAGUGGUCACAAGAAAGAAGAGAAUAAGUCUGUUGAGAAAUCAAAGGAGAGUCAGCCAGCCAAGGAGAAGAAGGUAGAAGAGAAGCCAAAGGAGGAGCCAAAGGAACAAGAAAAGAUAGCACCAGUAUCUCCCAAGGCGGCUAAGGAGGCACCAGCACCAGCACCAGCACCCACAUCAGCAUCAGAACCAAGUGUCCCUAAGCCAGUCACGCCGGUAUUGAAAAAGGAAACCACGCACCCUGUCACCAACAAUGUAACAAAGGAAGCUCAGACUCAGGCAUCACCAGAAAAGGAAGAAAUUGAUGCUACUAAGAAGGAAUCGGCUACAACCAAGGAAACUGUUAAAGAAAAUAAUAAGGCAGUCAAGGAGGUAACUGAGCCAAAGCCUGUGCAGGAAAACAACUCGGUGAGUUCCCGUCCUUCUAGUUCAUCUACCACACCAUCUCAAACUCCAAAUCAAGAGCAAUCGUCUGGACCAGUCAAAAUGACAUGGGCUAGUAAGCUAUCUCAAGAUACUGCGGUUAACACAAAGGCUGGGUUUGUUAAAAACGAGCCAAUUCAGACUGUCAAGAUUGAACCAAGCGAAGAACAAGAACCAUCUAGUUCAAAGAAGUCUAGCAAUGGCGACCGCAAGUUCGAGCUUGCUGGCAGAAGAGAGAAUAGUAGCAGUACUAAGACUAAGAAAAAGCCAAUCUUCUGUACUGUUAAUGAGGAUGGUUUUUUCCCAAUCUACAUCAGAGGAACUGCCGGUUUAAAAGAGGACAGAUUAAGGAACACCUUGGAGACCAAUUACGGACCAGUCAAAAAGAUUACCAUGGCGGAGAACUUCUCUGUGGUUGAUUUUGAGUUACAAAAGAGUCAAACCGAAGCCAUAGAGACUAAAAAGAUCACCAUUGAUGGUAUUGAGAUAUAUAUGGAGAGAAAGACCAUCAAGAAGAGUCCAACUUCCACGGCGUCUUCGUCAUCAUCAUCGCAGGGAUUCACCAAUGUCUCCAAAGUAUACAAGAAGCAUGCAGUAAAGAAGAAGGACUAA
Molecule: messenger RNA, 1497 nt
Organism: Nakaseomyces glabratus
Lineage: Eukaryota; Fungi; Ascomycota; Saccharomycetes; Saccharomycetales; Saccharomycetaceae
Gene: BRE5
Product: Bre5p
Biological process (GO): protein deubiquitination; ribophagy
Cellular component (GO): ribonucleoprotein complex; cytosol; Ubp3-Bre5 deubiquitination complex
Molecular function (GO): mRNA binding
Source: RefSeq, a predicted model, not a curated record